Loxodonta africana (African savanna elephant) is the source of this 13485-nucleotide messenger RNA. RefSeq names its product transmembrane protein 209 (gene TMEM209). Bases 101 to 1801 code for a protein of 566 amino acids. NCBI's taxonomy places the organism in Eukaryota, Metazoa, Chordata, Mammalia, Proboscidea, Elephantidae. The record is from RefSeq and is a predicted model, not a curated record. Gene Ontology annotation, cellular component: membrane. The transcript has 15 exons.
GUCCUUCCGGUAACCGCCACGCCGGCCUCUCCAGGCUUAGCACUGUUUUGCGCAUGUGCAGUAGGGAGUGUCGCGAGCCCGCGGCUUCCCGCCGAAGACUAUGAUGAAAGGGGAACCCAACCCUAGUGCUUCCCUUAUUGACAGAACCAUCAAGAUGAGGAAAGAAACCGAAGCCAGGAAAGUGGUUUUAGCCUGGGGACUCCUUAAUGUAUCUAUGGCUGGAAUGAUAUAUACAGAAAUGACUGGAAAAUUGAUAAGUUCAUAUUAUAAUGUGACAUACUGGCCCCUCUGGUAUAUUGAGCUUGCCCUUGCAUCUCUCUUCAGCCUGAAUGCGUUAUUUGAUUUUUGGAGAUACUUUAAAUAUACCGUGGCACCAACAAGUCUGGUUGUUAGCCCUGGACAGCAAACACUUUUAGGGUUGAAAACAGCUGUUGUGCAAACGACUCCUCCACAUGACCUUGCAGCAACUCAAAUCCCUCCCUCUCCACCUUCCCCUUCAAUUCAAGGUCAGAGUGUAUUGAGUUAUAGCCCCUCUCGUUCACCCAGCACCAGCCCCAAGUUCACCACCAGCUGUAUGGCUGGAUAUAGCCCUCAACUGCAAGGUCUGUCGUCAGGUAGCAGUGGUUCGUACAGCCCUGGAGUGACCUACUCACCUAUCAGUGGUUAUAAUAAGUUGACAAGCUACAGUCCCUCUUCCUCUUCUCCAUACCCUACCACUGUUGGACCAGUGGAGAGCAGCGGGUUGAGAUCUCGCUACCGUUCUUCACCCACCGUCUAUAACUCACCUACGGACAAAGAAGACUACAUGACAGACCUCCGAACUUUGGAUACUUUUCUGAGAAGUGAAGAAGAGAAGCAGCAUAGAGUUAAGCUGGGGAGCCCAGAUUCUACCUCUCCUUCUACCAGUCCUACUUUCUGGAACUACAGCCGUUCUGUGGGGGAUUAUGCACAAACUUUAAAGAAGUUUCAAUAUCAGCUCGCCUGUAGGUCACAGGCCCCAUGUGCUAACAAAGAUGAAGCUGAUCUCAGCUCCAAACAAGCUGCAGAAGAGGUUUGGGCAAGAGUGACAAUGAAUAGACAACUUCUUGAUCAUAUGGAUUCAUGGACAGCUAAGUUUAGAAAUUGGAUCAAUGAGACCAUAUUAGUGCCACUUGUACAAGAGAUCGAGUCUGUCAGCACACAGAUGAGACGGAUGGGUUGUCCAGAGCUGCAAAUAGGAGAGGCCAGUAUUACCAGCUUGAAGCAAGCUGCCCUGGUCAAAGCCCCUCUCAUCCCCACUCUGAACACCAUCGUGCAGUACCUGGAUCUCACGCCCAACCAGGAAUACUUGUUGGAAAGGAUCAAAGAACUCUCCCAGGGAGGCUGUAUGAGCUCAUUUCGAUGGAACAGAGGUGGAGAUUUCAAAGGACGCAAGUGGGAUACAGAUUUGCCCACCGAUUCUGCUAUCAUCGUGCAUGUAUUUUGCACCUACCUUGAUUCCAGAUUGCCACCACAUCCUAAGUACCCUGAUGGAAAAACCUUUACUUCUCAGCACUUUGUUCAGACACCAAAUAAACCAGAUAUUUCCUUUACAGAUGUUACAAACGAGAAUGUAUUUUGCAUUUACCAGAGCGCUGUCAACCCUCCCCAUUAUGAGCUAAUCUACCAGAGUCACGUCUACAAUCUUCCGAAGGGCAGAAAUAACAUGUUUCAUACGCUGUUAAUGUUCCUCUACAUCAUAAAGACCAAAGAAUCAGGAAUGCUCGGGAGAGUUAAUCUUGGCCUAUCCGGUGUGAAUAUUUUGUGGAUAUUUGGCGAGUAGCAGGUCAUUUAGUUCCAAACAUUUGGACUUUUAUUUGAACCAGAAAUUGCUGACUCUAAGCAUCUCUUAGUCACUGCCUCUUCUGAAAUACUAUGCAUAUGUGUAUGUGUUACAAACUCUUCAGAUUUAACAAAAAAGUAGCUAUUAUGAAACUUCCUUGUGGAAAUACGUCCUGUAUCUUCCUUACCAAGAGGUAUUACCUUCAAUUUUAUAUCACAUUUCAGAUUUUUCAGCCACCUGCAAAACCUCAACCCUUCAGAUUCUUGUUGACCAACAAUAGUGCAGUUCUUCCCUAGUUAAAUGGAGUCCUUUUUUGUAACUCCUUAAGUGACAUCUUCCACCAUGAUUUUUUUUUUUUUUUUUUGCUUUCCAGUCAUGUUACUUAGUAUAAAUACUUAGAAAGAAACAAGCGAAUUGCUCAUUUAGUAUUUUUAUCUCUGUAUUUCCCCAGUCUUCUGAAAGCCAGCCCGAGGCUCACAUGCAAAGAAAGGAGAUUAACUUCUAAGUAAUACGUUUUUAAAUAUUAAGAGAGGUUCAGCAAUAUUGGCAUUACUGGAUUAAAUUUAGCUGGUAGAAUUAACUUGUUAAGGGUCUGAGGACAGCAAAAGAGAUGUUCACUGCUUUUGGUUUAAACAACUCAAAUUUCACUGUUCAGUAAUACUGUGUUAUUUUAAUAGCUCCCUUCUUUAAGAACAUAGUGAUAGCCCAUCUAAAAUUUUUAGGUGUAUUCAGAAUGUCCAGUGAGAAGUUACCAAGCUUGAACGUUUUGCUUGACUCCCCAUCUUUAUUUUCUUAUAUGUAUAUGUAGUAUCUCUAAGGCUAGCUAGCAAUUCUAUAUAUAUUUUUUUGAUUAACAUGUUAUUAGAGACUGCUUCCAUCACCCUAUGUAUACCUAUAAACAGCUGACACCAGUAUCUUCUGAAUAACUGUAUGUCAGCUUUAUAUUUGUAUCCUAUUUUGUAUAAUUUGUAAUCCUGUUUUUCAAAAAGUUGUUCCUGUUUUUUAUAUGUCAGAUGUCCAAAGAAAAGGAAGGUGUUGUGACUUCCUAUCUUUUAAGUGUUUUUGAUGCAUGUUAACUACAUUUGUUAUAUUUUAGAAGAAAGUAUCGAUUCAACAUGUUAAAUAUAAGAACACGUUAAAAAUCUAAGUCUGUGAUUUCAGGAGUUAUUCAGAUGUCAUGAAACAACAGUUGUUAUGCUGUUAAACUGUACUGCUAUGCAUACCUUAUUAAAAGCGAUAAAGACCCAGGGCAGAAAUGGGGAGAGUGCUGAAAAAUUGUGGCAAAGGAAACCAAGGUCAUGAAACACUUUAUGUACAAACUAUAGAAUGGGAAACUAAUUUGCUCUCUAAACUUUCACCUAAGGCACAAUUUAAAAAAAAAACACUAAGAAAAAUUUUAACAGUACACAAAAGGUAUUUUCCUUCUCUGUAGGACUUAAGGUCACUGUUAGUUCUAUAAUUCAAAGCUAUAGUAUUUUUUAAGUGGCUAUCAAUAAAAUACACAGUAAAUAUAUAUGUAAAAAUACUAGGGGUUAUACACUAGGAAAAAGAAAAUGUUUUGUUUGCAUACUAAGUCCAGUGUAGGUUACUGUACUCUGGGUAGCUUUCCUAGAUUAACUUUUCUUUAUGAAUGUUUGAGCCAAUUUAGACUUAAAUCAGGUAUGUAGCUUUUAUAAAACAAUCCUUUGGUGAAUUAGUUUGAAUGUAUACUUCAGGAAGAUGGUGCACUGCAGAUGCAGGAGACAUUUUUGGUCCUUGUGUUAAGAUGAGCAUAUACCUACUUUUCUCAAAUAUUGUUUAUAGGGUAUUUGUCACAAGUUUUUCUUUUCGUUGCUUGAUGCAUCCUGUGGGAUCAGUCCGUGGGCUAAUCUUCUAGAUCGUGUUCUUAUAUCAUUUUUUUCUCCAUGAAUGCCACCCUUUACUUGAGCCAGGUUUAUUUUAGGGGCGUACUUAGGUGUUUAAAUUAUAAUUUAGUGCCCACUGAGACAUAAAGGAGCUGUGUUGCUUGGCUUUCUCAGACUGAUAGAUACGCUGGUAUUGUAACAGCAAUGAUGCCCCAUGCAUAGGGUGGCACUUCUAAACUGAGCUUUGCCAUAGAAAUCCUCUGGGUGUGGACUUUCCUCAGCAACUGCUGUCUGGUCAUCUGUGUCACGGUGUAUGCUUCUCGUCCACCAUAUGGCUUCAUAUGUCCCCUCUUUGCAUUCAAGACCCUAGUUCAUCAUUCAGUCUGGCUCCUAUCCCAGGCUCUGGUGGGACAUUUCCGGUUACCUGUCAGAUGUUUCCAUUUGGAUAUCCUGCAAACUCUGUCUGUCUGAAACUGAAUUCACGCCUGUUGAAACCCGCUGCCUCUUCCUACAUCCCUUUUUCUGUUCAUUGCACUACCAGUUGCCCACGCUCAAAACUCUGGUGUCAUCUCUGAUUCCUUGAGCUCCCUGGGUCCCCAGUUCAUUCAGGCAGCAAACCUCAUCCAUUCUGUCUUAACAGUGUCUCCUGCAGCUGUCCCUUUCCGUUUCUGCCACCACCGUGCUCAUUUAUACCCUUACCAACUCACACAGGACUAUUGAACCAGCCCAGUUAAUCUCACAGCCUCCUAACUGUCGCCAUGCUUCUAGGCUUUCCAAUUGAUUCUGCACAUUCUCUUCAAAUUCAUCUUCCCAAAACACCUGUUUGAUCAUUUCAUUCCCCUGACAAAUUCCUUAGCCUGACAUUUAAAGCCCCCUACAGUCUGGCCCCAACCUGGCCUCAUUCCCCCCGCCAAACCUUGGCUCCAACCUGCGCAGGCUGCUCACUGCUUGGUGGGCCCUCUGCUUGCGGCCUUCUCAUCCUCAUCACUCUCUGGGGAUGCCCCCUUCCGUUCCUCAGGCUGCCUGGGCCUGGAGACUUCGUUCUAAUUAAACCUGCUAUUUGGAGUGGGUCCUGGCCGCUCCAGCUGGAAGGCGGUGCCCCUGUGGAGUGAUGAGGUCUGCGCCACUGCUUUGGCGCUUGGCAGCCAUUCAGAUGGGUUCACCAGUGACUUGAAGUCUCUAACAGUGGCUCCUUACAUCUUUUCUCCUCACAGAAGAGCUGAUUUUUUCUUACUUUGUGCUGCUGUUGAGGACUUAACAAUGGCUAAAAAAAAAAUCAAAUGACGUGUUGCAUUGGGCAAAUCUGCUGCAAAAGACCACUUUGAAGUGUCAAAAAAACAAAGAUGCCACUUUGAGGACCUGACCCAAGCCAUGGUAUUUUCAAUCCCAUGUACAUGCGGAAGUUGAACAAUGAGUGAGGAAGCCUGAAGAACUGCCGCCUCUGAAUUAUGAUGUCGGCCGAGAAUAUUGCCUGUACCAUGGACCGCCAGAAGAACGAACAAGUCUGUCCUGGAAGAACUACAGUCACAAUGCUCCUUAGAAGCAAGGAUGGGGAGACUUUGUCUCACAUGCUUUGGAUAUGUUAUUAGGAGGGACCAGUCCCUGGAGGAAGACAUCAUGCUUGGUAGAGAGUCAGCAAAAAAAGAGGAAGACCCACUCCCAGUGGUGCCUUUGAGCAGCUGAUCCCAAUGGCUCCUUUUGUGGCUAGGCGAAGCCUGGGAGGGUGCAUUCCCAGGCCUGGGCAGCUGCAGCAGAAUUGCUUGGAAAGUAAAGGUGUUAGGAAAGCAAGGUGAUCAAUUCCACAUACUCUUGAGGGUCUUCCUUGUGACCUGUAGGUGAGGCCACUGCAUUCAUAUGGAGCAGCACCUUGUUCCAGGGCCACAGGCUGCCCUGUGAGGUUCUGGGAGAGGCUGGCUGGCCCACUCAUCCCUCUAGGUGGCUUCAGUCCACUGGCCUCACCAGAGUCUUUGAGGGUAAGUAGCAGAGGACUGGGCUCUGGCAGGAAGACUUCAGGGAGGAUGUGUGUGCUGUUGUCUGCCCACUUAGGAGGAGGGUUUGCACAUCAGCCCCUGUGCUACUUGGGCCCCAGUAGUCCCACAUCUCACUGAUCUGCAGGACUGCUAGGCACUUGCUCUGAGCCACGUCUCUAAUUGACUCCUGGGCUAUCACCAGUAGUUCCAUCUCCAGUGAGCUGCACUGACUUGGGGUGGGACAAGUAAUGGAUUCUGGGGAGGGUGAUCCCUCCGUCAGCUGGAUGGGUGUCCACCUAGGAGGGCAGUGACACCAGAGACAGCUUAGCUGGUUCAUAUUCACACGUUCCCAGGCACUGCUAUAGAUGAAAAUACAGGUACAAAUAAAUCCACUCACACACCCAAGCCAAACAAGUCUGAUAGAAGAGCCGCUGGCUGAAGGGGACUGAGGCUCAGAGGACUGAGCUCUCUCCCUAACUGAGGUGGGGCAAGCCAUCUUCCCCAUUGUAGUUUCUGGUGAUAAGGUAAAGAUAUUUCUCCGACCUCAGGUGAUUGAGAAACUAAAAGUGAAAAUAACAGACAGUGCUGUUAAGGAAAAAUGGCUUUGAAAAUAACAGCAUAAAACUAGGAAAUGGCCCCUCUGGUGUUGUGAAGCAAUGAUCUCAUUCUUGCCUCACACUGAGAUACAGAUUGUCAGGGCCUGACACCCUCACCCGCCCACCCUGGCCCAGCUGUGUGCUCUUCCCUCUCCUCACCACCCAGGCCUGGCCAUCUCCCAGACCUAGCCAGUACCGGCUUUUGUCUCAAAGGCUAUGCUGUCUGCUGUACCAAGAAAACAGUCUCCUUCCUCUCUCCUAUCUAAACCAGAGGGGAAAAACAACAACCUGACUCAGACUCUGCUUCCAUGAGCUGCGCCCCAUAGGAGGAAAGUCAGAAGGUGGUCACCUGCUCUGUAGGGGGCAAAACUUGAUUUCUCAGGAGCAGCAGCCAGGCGUGAUUCUUCCUCGGACACAUGGUGUGGAGACUGGAAUCAGGCAGCUCUGGGAUGGUUUUGGCUCAGAAUACAGGCAUCAGCUUACUGAACUCAACUCCAAAGAAAGGCCCUUGUGUUCCUACUGGGUAGGGGGAGCCAUCUCCCGGCCAGCCUGAGGAGGGAGGAGUCAUCAAGCUAACUUGUGAAAGAAAGACUUAGCAGAAGGAAGUUUGAAGCUACCAGCCCCCAAACCUGGUGGUUUGAGAAGGUAUUACAUGUCUUCCAUCUCAAGUUAGUUAACCACUCUUAAAUCCAGUACAUUUUGCUUCCAGUGAAAUGUUCUUUAAACUUUUUUUUAAUAACGUUUAUUGUGCUUCAAGUGAAAGCCUACAAACCAAGUCAGUCUGCCACACACAAGCCUACAUACACCUUACUCCAUACUCCCACUUACUCUCCCCCUAAUGAGUCAGCCCUUCCAGUCUCUCCUUUCGUGACAGUUUUGCCAGUUUCUAACCCUCUCCACCCUCCCAUCUCCCUUCCAGACAGGAGACGCCGACACAGUCUCAAGUGUCCACCUGAUACAAGUAGCCCAGUCUUCGUCAGCAUCUCCCUCCAACCCAUUGUCCGGUCCCUUCCAUGUCUGAUGAGUUGUAUUCGGGAACGGUUCCUGUCCUGGGCCAACAGAAGGUUUGGGGACCAUGACUGCCAGGAUUCCUCCAGUCUCAGUCAGACCACUAAGUCUGGUCUUUUUAUGAGAAUCUGGGGUCUGCAUCCCACUGAUCUCCUGCUCCCUCAGGGGUUCUCUGUUGUGCUCCCUGUCAGGGCAGUCAUCAGUUGUGGCCGGGUACAAUCUAGUUCUUCUGGUCCCAGGAUGAUGUGAGUCGCUGGUUCAUGUGGCCCUUUCUGUCUCUUGGGCUCAUAGUCUUUAAACUUUUUUUAAUGCCAUCUUUUGAAAAUUAUUGGAGUUACAGUGGUGGUUAGGCUCCACUUAGGCCAAGUGCUUGGAUGGAACUUGGAGGUGAAGUCCACAUCCUAGACUACGGUGUCUCUUAAAGAGAAAGCCGAACCAAACUUGUUGAGUCGAUUCCAACUCAUAGCGACCGUAUAGGACCCAUAGGGUUUCCAAGGAGCAGCAUUUGUUGAUGUUCUUAGUUUAUAGACAAAGCCUCACAUGCUGUGUUCCUCUUGUGUGUGUGUGACUCUAUUUCCCUGACUGUCUUUGUCUUUUUAUAAAAUGACAUUCAGAAAGGAUUAGGGUUAAGACCCAACCUAUCCAGGUAUAACUUCAUUAAGUUAACUGAUAAAAUCUACAAAGAAAAACCGUAUUUCCCCAAACAAGGUCACAUUCACCAGUGCAGGGGUUAGGACUUCAGCAUGUCUUUUUGAGGGGCAGAGUUUAAUCUAGCAGGGCCCGUGCAUUUUUCAUUGUUGGGCUACAUGAAAAUUGAUUUCAAUAGUAAAGGGUAAAAAGCCAUCUAGGUAAUUCUCUGCCAGUAGUUUCUCAGUAGGAUGCAAAAUUGUUGGCAUCUUGCAAGCCCUCACAGCUGGAGCUGUAUUGGGGUGGAUCCAGGUAUGAGAUGUAGGAAUGAUCUGACCUGCUACCAGGAUGCCAUGAUCCUAUUCAGUGAGACCUUGUAGAGUUUUCUCCAAGCGUUUGUCUACAUGAACUAAAGGAUGUGUUUUCUGAGCGGCUUGUCCAGAAGCUGCUUUCUCUGAUGAGGAAGCCAAGGUAGCCUCAGUCUGUUCAGUCAUCAGCUUUGUCUCCUGGCCAGCACACUCUCAGAGAUGCACAUCCUAGUUGUGUAUACUUUUCAUAAAUGGACAAGCGUCUACAGAGUGCCUGCUAUGAACAAUGCCCUAUGCUAAGAAUGGCCAACAAGAAUGCAGUAAUGUGUCCCCUCAAGGAGUUUACAGUUUAGAAGUGGAGAUGCCAUUCGGAGAGUUUAGGAUAAGUGUCCCCAAAAAGGCAAGCUUCAGCCCUCUGCAGCUGGUGGCAUUGCAAAUUGGUACAGCCCUUUAGGAACACAACAUGGGACAAUAAAUGUGUCCCAGUUACUCCAGCUACAUAACGAAUUUCUCCAAAACAACAAUAAUCAUUAUCUCCCCCUGUGGGUCAAGAAUUCAGACAAGGCACAGUGGGGAGAGCUCAUCUCUGCUGUACAAUGCCUGGGCCUGGAAGGUGGAAUCACCUUAAAGCUUGUUCAUGGCUACUGACUGGAAACCUACCUAGAGAUGUUGAUGAAAUGCCUACAUGUGGCUUCUCCAUGUGGCUUGGGCUUCUUCAUAACAUGGUGGCUGAGUUCCAAGUUCAAGUGGAAAGAGACAGGAAGAAGCAUAUUGCCUUUUAUGACCUAACCUUGGGAGUUCCAUAACAUCUCUUUUUCCCCAUUCUGUUGAUCAAGGCAGUUACAAAGAUCUGCCCAAUUUCAAGGGCAGAGAACAUAAACUCCAACUCUCAAAGGAGGAAUGUCCCAUGUCCCAGCAUGUGGGAUGGGACAUAAAUUGGUGUGGCCAUUUUGGGAAAACACAAUCUGCCACCACGUGUAAAGUCCAAAAAAAAAAAAAUGUUAAUACCAUUUGUCCCACUGAUCCCAGGAAAAUAUUGAACAGAAAAAAAAAAAGAUAGUUAUGCCUAGAGGUGUUCAUUGUGUUCAUUUCUUCAUCUGUUCAAUAAAUACUGAUUGAAGUACUUUGCUGGGUACUUUGAAAUACAAGGAAGACUUAAGAUAUUCUUCUUUCCCUCAGAUAGCUUCUAGUCUAUGAUAGCUAAAAACAAAAUCCAUCCAAAUGGUGAUGAACAGUUUAGUAAAUUCAACUCCAUGAGAUACAUCUCAGGAUGAGAUACCUAAAGACUUUUAUUUUGCCUUCUUUUUAAAAUUCCUACAACUUUGAAGAGACAGAGUAGGAGGAUGGGGAAAAAAUGUUGAAUAGACGUGAAAACAAAUCAAAGUUAUGUAGAAAUAUGCGUGAAUAUCGCCAAGGACUAGAGAGAAGAUCCAAAUGUCAACUCGUUGAAAUAGGAAUAUGAAUACUUGUUUUUCCAUUUUCCAUUUUUUUCUCAGUAGCAUAUUGCUUUGACAAUUGGAAAAAAUCCAAACUAUCGAAAAGUGGUGCAAAUAAAAUUUCAUAGGCGGUUAGAGAAGGAAAAGCUCGCUGAGUGAGGAGCUGAGGAGAGGCUUCAUGGAAGAGGUGGCACAGGAAUUUCAGCAGGCAAAGAGAGAAGCAAGAAUCAAGACGUGAAGACUGAAAAGGGAAAGAUGUCUUUGGAAAACUUCAAAGAAGCCAAACUGGGAUGGGUUUAGAGGCACAUGGAAAGAUAGAACUGGAAAGAAAGGUGGACCUUAGGUGUUGGGCUAAGGAUUUCAGACUAUUCAUAGACUUGGAAGAGAUUUGGAGCUUCUUAGCAGAAGUUAACUUAAGUCAAAGUUAAGGUUUUGGGAAGAUGAAUCUGACUAUGUCCUGAGGAUGGACAGAAGCCAGAGCAGCUGCAGUAGUAGACCCAGGAAGAGGCUGCUGCAGUAACCCAGGGCCUGGACUCCAGAAAAACAAACAAACAAAAAACCCCGUUGCCAUCGAGUCAAUUCCGACUCAUAGUGACCCUAUAGCACAGAGUAGAACUGCCCCCAUAGGGUUUCCAAGGAGCGGCUGGUGGAUUCGAACUGACUAUCUUUUGGUUAACAGCCGUAGCUCUUCACCACUGCACUAUAAGAUCACUAUGAGUUGGAAAUGACUUGACGGCAAUGGAUUUUUGGACUCUAGAGGUGGCAGAAAAGAUUGGAGAGCAUUUUUUGAAGGAAAAUGGACAGAAGUGGUGCACACAACUCCAAGAUUUCGGUCUGGGUGAUUGGGAAGACAGCAGGUGGCACUAAUAACAGAAAUAAAUUGAGGAAGAGGAGCAGGUUUGGAGUGGAAGAGAAAUGUGAAACAUGUUGAGUGUGAAUUGCUAUUGGGACAUCCAAAUGGAGAUGACAACAGAUAGUUGGAAAUGUAUGUCUGAACCCUACUUUUGGCAAAACAACUUGAAUGUAUCCCCUCUACCUGGAAGACUCUUCCCCCAGCCAUCCGUGAUAGCUCCUCUCCUCUCUUCAAUCAGACCUCUACUCAAAUUUCACCCUCAGACCCUUUCUUACCGCACUAAAAUAACACCCCCAUUGCUCACUUUCUUCUUUGCGCAUAUCACUGCCUUAGAUUUUACUGAUUCUCAGCUCCCCCCACUAGGAUCCCCUUUAGAGAGGGGAUGCUAGUCUUACCUUACUGGUUUGAAGAACUGAACAUUACAGCACAUGCUAGUUCACCCUUACAUAAAUCCCUAUGGUGAAAUGACCAAAACAAAACACACAAAACAGUCGAUUCCAACUCAUGGUGACCCCAUGUGUGUCAGAGUAGAACUGUGCUCCAUAGGGUUUUCAAUGGCUGAUUUUUCAAAAGUAGAUCACCAGGCCUUUCUUUCAAGGCACACUUGGGUGGACUUGAACCUCAAACAUUUCAGUUAGCAGAGAAGCACCUUAACCAUUGGUACCACCCAGGGACUUUGAUAGAACAAAUAGCAUAUUCAUUUGUAACUCCCUCAGAUUUGAGUCUAAGAGUUUAAAACUUUUCUGCUAUGUCAUAAAUCAAAAAUACAGCUCAGAAGAAAGGGCACACUGCAACCAUUUCUUAAGGAAGUUUCCAGAUGACAGCAGAUACUUCCUUGUACAUCCCAUUGGCCAGAACUUAAUCACAUGGACACAUCCAGCUGCAAGGGAAUCUGGGAAAAGUAAGUUUUUGUUCUCCAUGGCCGUGUGUCCAGCUAGUAAUCCUAGUGCUACAGAAGAAGGAAAGGAUGUAUACAGAUGACAAGCAGAAGUCUCCGCCACUGCAGAGAUGAUCCCACAGAGCCUUGGCGCCCCUCUUUCCGAGGACAGUGACUGUGGAUGGAGGACUCAUCGGUUCCCUGGAAAAAUUUAACUCUCACCAAGAGCUUCCUUAAUUGGCUCACCCUCUCUCCUUUCAGGAAACCCUGGUGGUGCGGUGGUUAAGCACUACGGCUGGUAACCAAAAGGUCGGCAGUUCAAAUCCAUCAGGCGCUCCUUGGAAACUCUAUGAGGCAGUUCUACUUUGUCCUAUAGGGUCACUAUUAGUUGGAAUUGACUUGAUGGCAAUGGAUUUUUUUGGUUUUCUCUCCCUUCAAUGCCCAUGGAAACAGCAGUCAAGAAAUCAAAUGACGUUUUAUUGCAUUGGGCAAAUCUGCAAAAGACGUCUUUAAACUGUUAAAAAGCAAAGAUGUCACUUUGAGGACUAAGGUGCCCCUGACCUAAGCCAUGAUAUUUUCAGUGAUCUCAAAUGCACUUGAAAGCUGGACAAUGAAUAAGGAAGACCAAAGGAAAACUGAUGCAUUUGAAUUAUGGUGCUGGUAAAGAAUGCUGAAUAUACCAUGGACUGCCGAAAGAGCAAACAAGGCUGUCUUGGAAGAAGUAUAGCCAGAACGCUCCUUAGAAGUGAGGAUGGCAAGACUUCAUCUCACAUACUUUGGACAUGUUAUCAGGAGAGAUCAGUCCUUGGAGAAGGAUAUGCUAGGUAAAGUAGAGGGUCAGUGAAAAAGAGGAAGACCUUCAAUGAGACAGGUUGACACCGUAGCUGCAACACUGGGCUCGAAUAUAGUAACAAUUGUGAGGAUGGCACAGGACGGGGCAACGUCUUGUCCUCUUAUACACAGGGUCACUGUGAGUCAGGACCAACUUGACCGCACCUAAGAGCAACUCUUCUUCCCCAGGCACCCAAGAUGAGGAAAUGUUCAAAAACUUUCUGGGUUACAGAUGCCAAAAUCCUUCAGACAUGUCCACGCUCCUUCUCCGUAAGUAUCUUCAGUCAGCACUGACUACAUAAUUUGCGAGACCUAGUGCAAAAUAAAAAUACAGGUUCCCUUGUCCAAAAAGUGGUAAGAAUUUCAAGAUGGAGACAGCAGAGCUUUAAGCCAAACGUGGGACCCCGUGUGAAUGAGCAGGUCGUACACCCAUGAAGCCAACUCUGUAUGUGACCUCACAAAAGAAGGAAGCUGUUUAUAUCUACCAUGUACCACCACAUGCCAUCCAGUCAUAAAGAGAAGUGAAGUUCUGAGACAUGCUACAACAUGGAUGAACCUUGAAAACAUUAUGCUGAGUGAAAGAAGCCAGACACAAAGGACAAUAUUGUAUGACCCCACUUAGGAGAAAUUCUUACAUCUAGAACAUAGAGACCAAAGUUUGUUAGUGAUUACCACUAAUCGCUAAUCGGGGAGGGGAGGGUGGGGCGUGAUUACUUAAGGGUGCUGAGUUUCUCUUUGGGGUGAUAAAAGAUUUGGAAAUGGAUAGUGGUGAUGGUUGCACAAUGUGAUGAACAUGAUUAAUGUCACUGAAUUGUACAUACAAAAAUGGUUGAAACGGCAAAUGUCUUGUUAUAUAUAUUUUAACCACAAUAAAGAAAAACACUGCAUGCAAACAGCAUUGGCUUUUCCGACUGCUCCAGCUUGUAGUUGAGAUUUUUUUUCCUUCUGUGUCCCACCUCAGGAAAACUGAGAAGUGGUCCUGGGGACGAAACAGUUGGGUUGUCCCAUUUUACAAUGAUCGCACAGCCGCAAGAGGGCGUGCGAGCGCGCUGUGGUCGUGGGUGCUGGUCAGAGCCCUGCCUGGAGGUCUGGCUGAGACCGUGUGGCUGGCUGAGGAGUGGUAGUUUUUUCCUCUCAGUUUGUUCGUUUUUCCCCUCAGGCUGACUCUGGUGCCAGGACAUUGACUUCAUCUGACAGUCCCCUGGCCCCACCACCUCUUGGAUUAGACUCUUCUUGCAGCCUCUGGCAGGCCUGUCCUACUGCCCUUUAGGGGGUUAGGGAAAGGUCAUAUGGCAGCCUGAGGAGGGCUGGCCUGGCACUGGCCUGGUGCCCUC